Messenger RNA from Cryphonectria parasitica EP155, 2831 nucleotides. RefSeq names its product small oligopeptide transporter. Gene Ontology annotation, molecular function: oligopeptide transmembrane transporter activity. The record is from RefSeq and is a predicted model, not a curated record. Lineage: Eukaryota; Fungi; Ascomycota; Sordariomycetes; Diaporthales; Cryphonectriaceae. The transcript is spliced from 7 exons. Bases 1 to 2466 code for a protein of 821 amino acids. Gene Ontology annotation, biological process: transmembrane transport.
AUGGCUGAGAAGCAGGACGUCUACGUCCAGGGCGUCACCCCUGGGCCCAGGUCGGACGAGGAAAAGGGUGACGAGACGGUAGAGGACGUGUUUGCUCAGCUGCGCGAGCUGUACGCCGAGCACCAGCUCGACUACAACUUCCCGCACGAGCUCCUCCUGCGGGCCAAGGAUGCCCUCGACAACGAGGAUUCCGACCCCAACCAGGAGACCACUCGCCAGCUGGUCGCCGAGUUCCACUACCAGAAGCAGCUGUCCGAGAAUGACUCCCCCUACCCAGAGGUCAGGGCCGUCGUCGACCCGACUGAUGACCCAAGCACCCCCGUCAACACCUUUCGCGUCUGGGUCCUGGGUACCAUCUUCGCCAUCCUCGGCACGGGUAUCGAUCAGUUCUUCUCCCUGCGCUACCCUGGUAUCAGCAUCUACUCGUACCUGAUCCAGUUCCUGGCCUACCCGUGCGGCCUGCUCAUGGCCAAGGUCCUGCCCACCUACAGGUUUCCCCUAGGCCCACUCUCUUUCACCCUCAACCCGGGCCCUUUCAACCAGAAGGAGCACAUGCUCAUCACCAUCAUGGCCAACGUCGCCUUUGGUGGUUUCAACGGUACCGCCUAUGUCACCUACAUCCUGCAGGUCCUGCGCCUGCCCGAGUACUACAAUGACCAGAGUCUGGUCAACAGCGCUGGUUGGCAGAUCACCAUCGUCUUGGCCACCCAACUCAUCGGCUACGGCACUGCUGGUCUUGCCAGACGCUUCCUCGUAUACCCACAAUCCAUGAUCUGGCCUCGCGCCCUCGCCCAGAUGGCCAUCAACAAGUCUCUACACAACGAGAACGGCCGUGCUGAUGAGGGUGAGACUGCUGGCUGGAAGAUUAGCCGUCUCAGGUUUUUCCUGUACUGCUUUGGUGGCAUGUUCCUGUACUACUGGUUCCCCGGCUACAUCUUCGAGGCCCUGUCGUACUUCAACUGGAUGACUUGGAUUGCGCCCCAGAACGUGGUGCUGGCUGUCGUCACUGGAAGCAUCUGCGGCAUGGGCAUCAACCCUAUUCCCUCAUUUGAUUGGAACAUGAUGAGCUAUCUUUACGACCCCAUCAUCACCCCAUUUUUCUCGUACAUGAACCUCACCCUUGGCAUGCUAUUUGCCUCAGUGGCUAUCAUCAUCCCGAUAUUCUUCUCUAAUACUUUCUCUUCGGCCUACUUUCCCAUCAACUCAUCUCACCCUUUCGAUAACACUGCAACCACUUAUAACAUCAGCAGGGUGCUCACUCCUGAGUUCACGCUCGAUGAGGAGGCAUAUGCGGCGUACAGCCCACCAUACCUGUCGGCUUCGUACGCCGUCCUUUACAUGUUCUUCUUCGCGGCAUACACUUCGUCCAUCAGCCACACGCUCCUGUACAACUGGAGGGACCUGGUCAUCGGCUACAACAACGUCAAGGACAGCUUCAAGAAAGGCCACUACUUCAAGAGGUCGCGCGACUCUUUCACGGAUGUGCACAACCGCCUGAUGUCGGCCUAUGAUGACUGCCCCGAGUCAUGGUACAUGGCUCUCCUGGCGGUGGCCUUCCUCUUUUCCUGCAUUUCGACCCUCUACUACGACACGGGGUUCCCCGUCUGGGGCAUCUUCCUGGCAAUCGCCUUCUCCCUGACGCUGCAGAUCCCACUGGGCAUGAUCAUGGCUAUGACCAACAACGAGAUCACGCUCAACGUGGUGGCGGAGCUGAUUGCUGGGUACACGCUGGCCGGCAAGCCUAUCGCCAACAUGAUCUUCAAGAUGUUCGGCUACAUCGCGACAGCCCAGUCCAUCCAGUUCCUGGCGGACCUCAAGCUGGCCCACUACGCCAAGAUCCCCCCCAAGCUGGUCUUUAUGGCCCAGCUGUACGCCACCAUCUGGGGUGCACUCACUUCCAUUGCUGUCAAUGACUGGCAGCUCAGCAACAUCGAGAACGUCUGCACCUCGGCUGCUGCCGACUCCAUGACCUGCCCUGGUACCUCUGUCUUUUUCACUGCCUCCGUGAUCUGGGGUGUCGUGGGCCCCAAGCGAAUGUUCUCCGACGGCAUCUACGGACCCACGCUGUACGGCUUCCUGUGGGGUGUGCUGCUGCCGGUGCCCUUUUACUUCUUGGCCAAGCGUUUCCCUACCAGCUGGGUGCGCAACAUCCACAUCCCUGUGUUCCUGAGCGGGCCUCUCAACUUGGCGCCGUACAACAACUCAUACCUGCUCGCGGGUUUGUACCCGGCCUUCUUCUUCAACUAUUGGGUCAAGAGACGCUACCAGGGUUGGUGGCAGCGGUACGCGCUCGCCCUCACCACGGCGUUCCAGGUCGCCAUCGCCCUGGGCGCCCUCAUUAUCUUCUUUGCGGUUGAGUACAAGACCGUCACCCUCAGCUGGUGGGGCAACAACGUUCCCUUUGCGGGCGUGGACGGCAGCGGCUCGUGCCCGAUCAAGACGCCGCCGCCAAGCGGAUCUUUUUAAAGUAAUGACUUGGACGUACAUAUGUGACUCUGUGUAUGGGAUAGAGGAAGAGAGGAAAGGCAGGAGAAGCGAAUUCGAUUUCAAACUUUUCUACAAUUUUUUCCCCCUCCGUGGCGACUCAUUUCCAGUACUUCUUUGUUGUCCCUUGUUUCCUUUUCCUCUCUUUCAUUCUCUCCAUCUUCCACUGCAGUCGUGGAAUACCUGACCGUUUUGAGAGGUAUCGGUCAGAUCGACCACAAGAUUUCCGCAGUGGGAAGAGAGAAAGUAGAGCAGGGGAGGAGACAAGUGUUGAAAGGAUAUUGUAAUGAGAGGUGCUCAUGUCGAUAGGAGGCAGAUGAUGAUGAAUAUACCCGAUCUUUACUGUG